CCCAGCUCCCCUUUCGACGUUGAUGAGAAUAAUUGUUCUCCGCUAUUUCUCUUUCAUGAUCCCGUUGCUAUAAGACAGGACCUAGCAGCACUUUUUGUAAUCCAAUUAUCUGCUCCGGAGAUCUGCAGAUACGAAGGAGAAAGGUGUAUCUAUCCAUCCAUCUGUCCGUCUGCUCACUCAGCUUUCUCUCACUAGCUUCGCGCCGAAACCACCUAAAAUCUUCAAACCCACCUCACCAACGGACUUGUGGUUGUCCGAUCUCCAGUUGAAGCCCAAGAGCCGCAAGAAUCUCAAUUCUUGCUCUUCAUCCUGAAUUGACAUAGCCAUGGCAACACCUGUCCGGGCCAAUGAGAGGCUCUCUAUUGCAAUGGAGAGAACCGGCCAGUGGGUCUUCUCUCAGGAGAUUCCAACCGAUGUGGUCGUUCGAGUAGGAGAAGCAAAUUUCUCCCUUCACAAGUUCAUGCUAUUGGCAAAGAGCAACUACAUAAGGAAACUGAUAAUAGAAACUAAAGAAGCAGACCUCGCGAGGAUAGAUUUGUCCAACAUCCCCGGAGGCCCUGAGAUCUUUGAGAAAGCAGCAAAGUUUUGCUAUGGCGUCAACUUCGAGAUCACUGUCCACAACGUGGCGGCUCUACGCUGUGCGGCGGAGUACCUCCAGAUGACGGAUCAAUACUGCGACAACAACCUCGCUGGGCGCACCGAUGAUUUCCUCACGCAAGUGGCCUUGUCGAGCCUGUCUGGUGCCAUCGUGGUGCUCAAGUCAUGUGAAGAUCUUCUUCCAAUGGCCGAAGACCUUAAAAUUGUCCAGAGAUGCGUCGAUUUAGUCAGUUUUAAUGCAUGUAAUGAGGCCAAUUUCCCAAGCCGCUCCCCGACCAACUGGUGGACCGAGGAGUUAUCAAUACUAAGCGUUACUUUCUUUGGAAAGAUCAUCAUGGCGAUGAAGCAACGAGGCGCAAAAUCUCUGACUUUAGCUAGUGCUAUCAUAACAUACACAGAAAGAGCACUGCGGGAUCUUGUACGAGACCACACAGGCAAUGGAACUAAGUCGACGGAUUUUGAUGACCCUGAUGUUAGGACCCAACAGAGAGAAAUUCUUGAAUCAAUAGUUUCCCUCUUGCCCUCAGAGAAAGCUGCUUUUCCGAUCAACUUCCUGUGUUGCCUCCUCCGUUCGGCCAUUUAUCUCAAAGCCUCCACCAGCUGCAAGAACGAGCUUGAAAAGCGAAUAUCGGUCAUCCUUGAGCACGUGACGGUCGAUGACCUUCUAGUGCUUUCAUUCACCUAUGAUGGCGAGAGGCUCUUCGAUCUGGACAGCGUGAGGAGGAUCAUGUCGGGGUUUGUGGAGAAGGAGAAGAGCACGGCGAUCUUCAAUGGUGGGGACUUCAGGGAGACCUGUUCCACUGCUAUGCUGAGGGUCGCUAAGACAGUGGAUGCUUAUCUCGGCGAGAUCGCCACCUACAGUGAGGUCAGCAUUGCAAAGUUCAAUGGGAUUGCUACUAUCGUGCCUAAAGGAGCCCGAAAGGUUGACGAUGAUCUUUAUCGUGCGAUUGAUAUCUACUUGAAGUCUCACCCGAACCUCGAUGAGAUUGAGCGAGAGAAGGCAUGCAGCGCGUUGGACCCGCUGAAGCUAUCUCCCGAAGCCCGGCUCCAUGCUUCGCAGAACAAGCGGCUGCCUGUGCAGAUCGUCCUGCACGCACUCUACUACGAUCAGCUGAAGUUGAGGAGUGGCACGGAGGACCAUAAAGGGCCGGAUGCCGUAACAACAAGGCAUCAGCUGCAAGCCGAUUCAUCCCUGAUAAAGGAGAAUGAGGAUCUGCGGUCCGAGCUGAUGAAGAUGAAGAUGUACAUUUCGGACUUGCAGAAGACCAAUCAUGGAACAACGUCAGCAAAAGGUGGCCCAAAGCGCCACACCUUCUUCUCUUCGAUGUCGAAGACUCUGGGGAAGUUGAACCCCUUCAGGCACGGGUCCAAGGACACGUCCAACAUAGAGGAUGCUGUUGAUAUCACCAAGCCUAGGAAGAGGAGGUUCUCUAUCUCUUGAAACUCUCGAUUAAAUGCUGAGUCUGUUUGAAGCCAAAACUCAUCUGUUUAGGUUGUGUUCAGUCUUUUGUUUUGCGGGUUGCGACGGCAUUGUUUAUUUGUGUCGAACAAUGUUGAUUUGUUAAUAUGUUGGAACCAUUUGAUCAGAUCUACUAAGUCGUCGAAGAACUACGUUCGAGAGAAGUUCGCA
Eucalyptus grandis is the source of this 2227-nucleotide messenger RNA. RefSeq names its product root phototropism protein 2. The transcript has 6 exons. The coding region runs from base 326 to 2038 and encodes 570 amino acids. NCBI's taxonomy places the organism in Eukaryota, Viridiplantae, Streptophyta, Magnoliopsida, Myrtales, Myrtaceae. Gene Ontology annotation, molecular function: protein binding. The record is from RefSeq and is a predicted model, not a curated record.